AUGAAGCUGAACCCUGGAGGAGUCAGCAGAUUUGGGGAGAUCAUAAUUGUUCGCAAUUUUACUUGCACUUUGAAAGUUAUUUCUGUCGAUGACAAGGCUGAUGGUUCCAGUGGUGCUGGGGAAGCUAGUAAACCUGCAGAGAUGCCUACGCAGAGAAGAAAACGGAUCUCCACCAUGCCAAAUCUUGUCAAACCCAGAGCUGGACCUUCAUCUGCUCAGCGUUCUGCACCAAGACUGCAGAGGCGAACAUCACAGGCUCCUGAUGGCGGUGUUUCAUUUCAGAAGGAUUCCCCCACACCAGAAAAGAGUAGUGUUGAGAGCUCUUUAAAGUCUCCCGUGCUUCCUGAGAAGAAAACACCUGUGCCACAAGUGCCACAGUUUUCACCGCUAAAGAAAUCGGUGAAUAAAGAGCAAACUGUAGGUGUGGCUGCUCAGAAAAAUGAUGACAGUUUGCAGAAGAAUGUACCCUCUCCCCUCAAGGAGAGACCAACACAGGAGAGAUCAGAAACACAGGAGGAAAAGCUUCCUAUGAAACCUUCUCCUGAAAAAGAAAAACGAACGUGUUCCGACCGUGAAAGGAUCCUCAAAGCUCGGAAGUUAAGAGAAAUGCUUAAAGAAGAGCUGAAGAAAGAGCGGAUGAAGUUGAAACACAGGCCCCCAAUAAUCGAAGGGCGUUCUCCACCAGAUCGUUCUAAGAUGACCAUGAGAGACUUGAUAUACUAUCUGCCAGAAAACAAUCCUAUGAAGUCUUCACUGGCAGAAGAAAAGAGAACAGAAAAAAAUUCUGCGCUGAGUCAACUGAGAGGGCAGGAGGAGAAAAGUACUCUUGGUCAUGAAGAAGAGGAGGAGGAAGAAGAAGAAAAUGGGGAGGAGAGUCAGGAUGGCCCACUUCUAGUUCCUCGUGUGAAAGUGGCAGAAGAUGGUUCGAUUAUUCUGGAUGAAGAAAGCUUAACUGUAGAAGUUCUAAGAACAAAAGGUCCAUGUGUUGUGGAAGAAAAUGAUCCCAUCUUUGAGCGUGGCUCUACAACUACAUAUUCCAGCUUCAGGAAAAGUUUUUACACAAAACCGUGGUCAAAUAAAGAAACAGAUAUGUUCUUUUUAGCUAUCAGCAUGGUAGGAACAGACUUCUCCUUGAUUGGACGGCUGUUUCCUCAUAGAGCCAGAGCAGAAAUCAAGAACAAGUUCAAACGUGAGGAAAAAGCUAAUGGAUGGAGAAUAGACAAAGCUUUCAAAGAAAAACGACCCUUUGAUUUUGAAUUCUUUGCCCAACUGCUUGAGAAGGUCUUAGCAGAUGAGGAAAAGAGGAAACAAAAGACUGUUAAAAGCCAGAAGCCAAAGGAAAGGAAGUCACCAAGGCCUCGGAAGAAGUCAAAAGCAAAAGCUGCCAGCACAGGAGCUGCUGAUGAUCAAGAUGAACUUCAGGAAGCCAGAAUUUCUGAUGAAGAAACAGAAGCAGACGGUGUGACGGCUGAGAAAGAAAAUGAGGAAUCUCUGGGCAUUUCUGAACAGGCAGAAGAACAGGUUGCGUUAGAAGCAUUAGCAAAAAAGAAGAGAAAGAAGAAGAGAAAAGAUGAUCUUGAAGAGGAGGUAGAGAAUAUUCCAGAAGAAAUGUCUGUCCCUUCAAAAAUUGCUGAAGAAGGGAAAUCCUCUAAUAAAAGGAAAAAAGUGGUACAUGAUACAAGCAAUGACAGUCAUACUACUUGUAGAGAAGAACUGGAUUGUGCUAUUGAAGGAAAACAAGAUGAAACUGCUGUCACAGAGGAAGAGAGAUCAGAGUCCUUUUUACCAGUGACCGACCAAAUGGAGAGAGAAGGUGGUGUUGAUUUAUGCAGCUUUGAAGAUGUCAACAGUGUUAUAUUAGAAACAGAAUCAGCUAAACCGAGAACCGGGGAUAUUAGAGACGAUACAUCACAGGAAAGCCAGAUUUCAGAGUUACCAGUUUCAAAGAUUAGAAGCCAAGAGAGGCAAUCUGAAGAAACUAGAGAAACAAAGAACAAAGACAUACAUCACUCACAUAGACCAGAUGAAAAGCAAAGUGCAUCAGAGCGUGGUUCUCAGUCUGAAAUCAUGAAAACUGAAAAAUCAGCAGACAGAAGGCGCUUGCAAAGACCUAAACCCAAUUUGAUGAGAUCAUCUGGAAGGAGGGAGACAGCAGCACAAGACAAAAUGGAGUCUGAAGCUUCCUCUCCAAACCCUGAGAAUACAGAAGAAAAGUGCUCUGAGGAGGACAGUAGAAGAAGAAACAGAAAUGAAGCCACAGAAGUGGAGAACAGAGAUUUGGGUAAUGAAUCUGAAGAACCUGAAAAAACUGCAGCUGUAAAGACAGUACUUAGAGGAUGUCGACAGAGAUUUAAACCUAAUAUUACAAGAGCAUCUGGAAGGAAAGAAGAGCCUGAAAAAGAUGCAGGAAAUGACAAAAUGUCCCAUCUACAGCUUAAGGGNNUUUCUGUUCAGAAUACUGACCAGAGUAAUAGGUCUGAUGUUACCAGUGAAGAAGCUGCAGAAAAAGAUGACCAAGUCCUGGCAACAGUGUCGCGGUCUAAUGAAACAGUGGGUUUACAAGAAGACAGCAAACGGAGUUUGCUGAAUCCUGCCCCUCUAAGGAGAGGCAGAGUACAGAGACCAAAACCAAAUCUAGGAAGAACUGUUGCAAGGCAAAAAGAACUGAGAGAUGAAAAAGAUCCUGAAGAGAAGACAAUUAAAGGUGGAGAAGUAGAAAAAGAUAUAAUGCACCACAGAGAUGAAAACAAUGAUCCCUGCCUCAAAAGUAAUUUGACAGUUCUUGAAGACACUCAGCCAUGCACUGUGAUGUUAGAAGGGGAUGUUUCUACAGAUUCUGAGACGAACUCAAAAUCUACAAGACAGUGUUUCCAAGAAAAGUCCUCAGAAGCAGAAAACUGUGAAAGUGAAAAGGGAUUGUCAGAUGCCUUGAAACAGGUUCCAGAUUUCAAUACAGGGGAAUCUCAUCCUCAGAAGGAAGAGGAGAAAACUGUUUUAUCAUCAGCUCGGCUACUUAGGAGUCGAUUCCAGAGACCAAAGCCAAAUUUAAGAAUGACAACUAAUAGAAAAGAAGUGCUGGAUAUAAAUAAUAAAGGUGUAUUACAAAAAGAUAUCAACAAGGAAGAAAGUUUGACAAAGUGUGACAGUGAAUGUAGUAUCCUUCCUGACACAGAUAAAACAGGAAAAUAUGAAGUCCUAAACCCACUAGAACCCUUGGGAAAGGAGAUGUCACUUCAUGUUCAGGAGAUUUCUGAGAGGCCAAGUUGUAAAUCCCCAAAAACAUCUUCAAGAUCAGAGGAUGGUGAACUUGAGUUGUGUCUACCUGAUAUUAACCAAGAUAUUUUAACUACUAACGCAGGCAAAAAUACCACUGAAGAAGAAAGUAAACAAAAACCUCCUCCACACAUCCAGUUAGUGCGGAGCAGUUUCCAGAGGUACAAGCCAAACGUGGUAAGAGCUGUUGGAAAGAAGGAGUUAAAAGUAUCAGAAAAUGAAAAGAAUAAAAAGCUUGAAGAAAAGCACUUAGUAUUGCAAAAAGAUGAGCUUGCCAGUACUGCCAUUGAUGAAAAUGAAGCUGUAUUGUGUCAAGCAGAUGUAUUGAGCAGAAAGGAACAGGAACAGCAAGAGGUGCCUCAGGUGCCCUCUAUUUCUGGAAACAUUUUAUGUGAACAAAGCAGUGCUGAAAAAUCUACCUCCCAAGAAGGCAAGCUGGGUGCUCAGAAACCAGGACAACUCACAAGGCUUGAAGCUCUAAGAACUGGACCAAACCUGGAAGAAGUAUAUAGCAAAAAAGAACCUCCAGUAGCACAAAAACUUGCUUCUCCAGAUGAGGAAGAAACGAAUAAAGGAGAAAAACUGUCUGUGGCAGAAGAAUCAGAAAAACCUCUCUCAACAGAUGACAUGGAGGUAUUGUUUGUGGGAGAUUUGGCCAAGAAUGACAAUCUAGACAUAAAUUCAAGAUGUAUGAAGUCAGAAAUGCUCUGUUCUUCUAAAAAGCCACCAAACAGCCACGACAACAGAGGGCAAGAAGAGUGUCCAUCUACAGAUGCUAUGGGAAGCAUUCUGGGUGCCACAGAAAGGUCCAAUGAUGAAUUAAGUUCUGGAGAAGAAAGUGAACAGAGAGCAAGGGAACUCUACGGGAUCCCAAGGUCAAACAUAAUGAGACUUACUAGAAAAAGGGAUUAUCCCAAAGAAAGUGAAAACAAAGAAGAGGGCAACACUGAGAAGAGAAAUGAAGAAGAAUGUUUGCUGUUAUUAAAAACAGGUGUAUCAAUGCAAAAUUCCAGUAACGUAGUGGAAGCUGCAUCCUUCUCAGAGUCUACAGAGAAACACAAUUUUACAGAGGAUGUUGAAGAAACAUCUUGUAAACGAACCAGGCAGGAUAUUACACUCCAGUCUCCAGAGAUAUCCUCAGAGUGUGAGAGUCAAGUAGAACAAGAUGAGGAUUUUCAGCUUUCUACCUCUGAGGAGAAACAAUCAGACAAUCUUACAAGAAGGCAGUUCAGGAGAUCAUCAGAACGGAUAGCACUGCCAAAACAUGUGUUGGAGCUAAGAACUACUACUUCUUCUGCCUCUGAAUGUGAGGCUGAUUGGAGUGAGAAGGGGAAUCAAAGGCAAGAAGCUAAACUGAGUGUUGCUAGAGGCAAAAGUUUGAAAACUAAACACAGAAAGAAAUCUGGGAAGGAACCCAGAAGUUCAAAGAUAACCUUCGUCACCCUCCGGGCUUCUCAAGAGGAGGAGGAUGAGGAGGCAGAUGACUUUGAACUUGAUGAUGAAGAUGAAUGCUUUUCACCUGAGGAAGUGAACAAGGCUCCAGUGUUUGUUCCUGUAGGUCUUCGAUCUCCAAAACCUGUUCCUGUUCAGAUAGAGGAAACCAUGGAGGAGCUCGAAAUAUCUGUGAAUGUACCGGAUAUGCAGAUGGCUACUGAUGUUGAAAGUCUUUCUCAUGCAUCUGUCCAACCCGUAGUACAGAGGGAAGAAAGAGAAACUACCAUACGCGAAAAUCCAGAUGUGGACAAAGGAGUUAACGACGGAAGCACUGAAGCUGCUAUGACUUUACUUGCCAUGGGUGAUCCAAAUUUCCAGUUAAAAACAAGCCCUGAAGAACGGACACACACGUUACCUGCUCAAGGUGAGUUCGACGUGGGUAAUAGCCUUGUAACCUGUGCUUACUCCAAAGAAAAUAGAACUUCUAGUCAGUAUUUACUUUCUUCAGACACUUCUACCAAGGAAUUGCUGUCUUCUGAGGAUGGAAGCAACAUCAAUGUAGAGAAUCAAAGCACUGGCACAAGAAUUGGCAUAGAAGAAUAUUUGGAGAAGGAUGCUCCUGACACCAGCUCUUUGCCUGUGGUGAAUAGUAUGGAACUGACAGGAGACAGACUCCUGCAGCCUGAGCCAACCUUUGGAGUAUUGAGGUCCAGUGAAAACAUAACACAGAAGUUACUUAACACAAAUGUACUUGUGGAACAACUAGAGCAAAUUCAAACUGAUCCUACAACCGUGAGGGAUACUGCAGAAAUGCAGAAGGUGGAACUAGAACAGAUCAGACCAGCUGCAGAUGAUUCUUCAGUUCUUCAUGAUUUUGCAACUCAGAGUAUGGAACUUAUCAAGCAAGUAGACAAAACUGAGAGAGCAGAAAAACAGAUGAGAGGUGCUUGUGGAAAUUCAGGAUAUGUAAGACCUGUAACUGCAUCCCCAAAAUCUGAAAAAUCACACCUUGAACUAGAGGACUGUCCAAGUCAAAGUUCUGUGGAUGAAGUUCCUGAGCAAAAUCCUUGUCCUCUUGAGCGCAAUAUAUGCACAAUCAACUUUACUCAGAAUGAAGCUUGCACUGAGGAUGCUCAACGACAGUGCGUAAGCAGCACAGAAGAAACUUCAGUAGUGAACGAUGACCGCAGAUGUCCAGAGGAGGAACAGACAUUCGUUUUAACAUUGGUGGAAAUCCCAGUUGACUCAGAAGAGUUUGAUGCAUCUGUUGUACUGGAACAAACUGCAGAACCAUUACUACCAGCCCCAAUACUUAUCAGUCCAAUAAAUGCAAGUGAAACAACUGUGACUGAAGUGGAAAGCAUUGGAUCCAUGACAGCUGCAGCUGGUGAAAUUGCUACACCUUUAAACAGCAGUAUGGAAACCAAACAACUAGACAGUGCAUCAGUAGACCCUGUUCCAAAGUUGCAGACAACUCGGAAACGAUCAGCUGCUGAGCUUGAAGAGAAUGAUUUCCCUACUGCCAAGAAAACUCUGUCUACUGUUGCAGUGAAAGAUAGCUUGAAAACCUCUUGUAAGGGUUAUUCAAUUAAAUCCAAAGAUGCACCAAUGAUACCUUCUGGGAAUCCUUUUCGAAAAACAGAGCCUUCAGCAAAGGAGAAAGUACUUACCUCUGCGUUGGUGUCUGAGUCUAUGUCACAACUCACUAAGAGAAGCCAACCUGAGACUUUGGAGAACUUAAGGAAAGCACCACUUGAAAAUUUAGCAUCCAAACAGGAAGAGGAGGUGAUAUCUAGAUUAACCUCUAACAGAAUAGGAGAAAUAAGUGGACAAGGAAAGCAGGAGAGUGUGCAUGAAUCUGGACAGUUGGAAUAUACUGGAAGCCCAUCAUCUUCAAAAACUCCAAUACUCAGGGGUGGACGAAAACCAUUGGGAUUUUUAUCUUUAAUUUGCAAAAAAAGUAGUUCUGAAUCUGCAGAAGAUACCAAAGGAAAUAGAGGGAAGAUCCAAAAGCCUCAAACUGUGACUCCAAAGCGAAGUUUAAAGAAACCCACUCCCUCCACUAAGUGUGAUAGGGAAACUUGUUCCCUUCCCUCUACAUCUGUGGAAUAUGAGCAUGUAGCUGCUGAUGCUGCAGUUAUGGUUCCAAGUAACAACUCAUCUGAGAAGGCACCUCUUUGUGCUAAAGAUCAAGAGAAGGAAGAAGAACCAACCAGAAUCUCUGAGUAUUUUUUCAGUGACAUCUUUAUGGAAGUGGAUGAUUCAGAAUAGCAAAUAGGUUUUAUAAAAACCUAGGAUUACAGGAUAUACUGCAACAAGAAAAGAGGAUUUUUUUUUUGUUCUGACAUUUGUUAUGCCACACUUACUAUCAGCCAAUAAUUCUGUUGUUAGUUAAUACCAUAAAGAUGAAAUGGAUUCCUUCUGAAGCAACCUGGAUACUUUCAAAAUGUUGACAUAAUCUAAACCACUACAAUGAUGUCAUUGGACCAGACUAGAGACUGCUGACCUGUAGUUCUACUUGUUUAGAUGCUGGCAUGACUGCCUUGCAGGAAAGUGCAAUGAAAUAAUGUUUAAUCUUGUAACAAAUAUCCCUUUGCAUUUUAAUGCUAAAGCUAUUGGUACUGGCUAUACAAAUUCUUUACUUCUUUUUGUGAAGUAUGUUAUGUUAGGAGGAAUGAACCUUUUAAGUAGAGUGUAAUCUCUGAAGAUCAGAAUGCAAAUACUGGAAGUAGUGUAGUAAAUACGUAGAUAUGUUAAGCACCGCAGGUAUUUUUAUUAGAAUCUCCAAAUUAUGUAUUUUUUUUAACAGUUUUUAAUUACAUAAAUUAAAAGAUCCCAACCUGAAAAGCCGAGGGGGAUUGGUUCCUUUAAAAUGUAUUGAAAACUAGACAACACCAUUUACUAAAACACAUUAGCACAAGGUAAUCUUUGCAAUGUUCAUCACUGGGAGGAAGAGAUUGAUGUUCCCUAGUAUAAGUGCUAAUUUUCUUCUAAAUUGGAAAACAAAGUGAUCGAUACCAUUUCUUUUUCUUGGUUUUACAUGUAAGUGUUUGUAUAUUUGCUGACUUCCUCGGUUUCCCUUGUGCAAAGAAGCACAAAGAGAUUGGAUUUAAACCAUGACUGUACAAUGCCGUCGUUUUGAGGAUUUGCUGCUUUGAAGCACUUCAAUUUGAAGGGUUUUCUCAUGUUGCAUGUCUACUUGUACUGUAACUUGCUAUGAAAUUCCAGUGUAGCUUCAGGUUUUUUACUUACCUCAUCAAGAUGAUGAGGUAAUGAGGUUUAUACAGUGUCAAAGUGUCAGGUGGUCACUGACAGAUUCAGUAUUUACUUGGAAACUCCUGCUUGCAUAGGAAUGAGUGUUUAGAUUUGAAUAGUCUAAAUUUUUCUCCUGUUACUUAAUAGUAGCAGGUACUUUCGCAAAAUAAAUUAUUUAUUAUGAAUGUGAAACUGAAAUCUGUUAUCAGCUUUUAACUGGGUAAUUUUUUACUGGCAGGUAAAUAAUAUAAGUAUGCAGUUAAUUCUGAAGGACUUGAGUAAGUUCGAGAAUGUUUGUCUUUUCAGAAGUUAUUUAAAAUUUUGUCAGUGAGGAAAAAUAUAAAAGCUACUGUUACUGCAAAUUGAUGUAUUAGCAGGCCUCUGUCAAUGAAAUGUCACUGUCAGCAGUAUUCCUUGAGGUGAUAGAAAAGGGACUAAUGAUCCCAGUGUGAAGUAACUUAUUUGAAAGCUUAUGAUCAACCCACCUCACCCCCCCAAAAAACCCCUCCAAUAGCACCAACAGUUUCUGUUCAGAUGGUAUCUUGUACUUUGCCUAAUCCAUUUAACUUGAAAUGUUUAUCUAAAUAGUCUUACUGUACAUUAUAAAAUAGAUUUAUGUAUACAUAAAACUAUGUAUUGUAUAUCUUGUAGAUAUUAUUUUAAGUAUGCAAGUGUUUACUUAUUUCCUGAUACAUGUGGCAUGUUUAUAUCACUUGCACUCAUAAAGCCUAAAAAUAGAAUUGUGGGGAGUAUCUAUGAAACAGUUGCUGUGAGUACCUUCUGAGUGAGUACUGAGGGGAUAAUCAUUCUACAUUUAGUUGCAUACAUUUUAGCUUGCAUUCAGAUUACAAGGUGGGGAAAAAAUCAACUAUUUCAUUACUAAGAUUUAUGGUGCCUUAUCUGAAUUGUUAAUUGGGGUUAUGCUUUCUCUUUCCUUGCAGUAAAUUCCAUGCACUUUGUUAGAUUUUUUUUUUAAAGAACAAUUUUAAUUUGAAUAGACGUAGGUCAGUUUUUUGUGUUCUGUUUUGUGUAUGAAAGUUCUAUAAUGAUGAAGGAUGUAAGAAAAUAUUGCUGAAAUCUCAAUGCCUCUGAGUAGCAUUUUUACAAAGAUGUGGCAUAAGACUGCUUUGCUUAGAGUUGUCUGACACCCUGUAUCAUUGCAUAUGAGCUUUCUAUUUCAAGGAAAGUACUUCUAUUCUCUGUGUAAAUUAUGUGAAUAAACUAUUUU
Molecule: messenger RNA, 9190 nt
Organism: Manacus vitellinus (golden-collared manakin)
Lineage: Eukaryota; Metazoa; Chordata; Aves; Passeriformes; Pipridae
Gene: BDP1
Product: B double prime 1, subunit of RNA polymerase III transcription initiation factor IIIB
Exons: 42
Coding region: 1-6978 (2325 amino acids)
Biological process (GO): RNA polymerase III preinitiation complex assembly
Cellular component (GO): transcription factor TFIIIB complex
Molecular function (GO): TFIIIC-class transcription factor complex binding
Source: RefSeq, a predicted model, not a curated record